Molecule: messenger RNA, 815 nt
Organism: Tripterygium wilfordii
Lineage: Eukaryota; Viridiplantae; Streptophyta; Magnoliopsida; Celastrales; Celastraceae
Product: olee1-like protein
Exons: 2
Coding region: 193-735 (180 amino acids)
Source: RefSeq, a predicted model, not a curated record
UACAUGUUUUGAUUACCAAAAAAAAUGGUAGGCUGCAUAUGACAUUUUGAAAGGACCUUGACCGAGUCUUAUCACCUAAUAAAACCGAAUUUACAUCUACCACACAAAAAUAACGAAUUUUUACAUGUUUAUUUUGGGUAUAAAAGGAACCUAAUUUUAUUGCCCCCUUUAGCACCAAGUGAAUUGUCAAAAAUGGCGAAGAACGUGGCCGCCACCACCCUCUUCAUGGCAGCCGUUCUCUGCUUCUCUUCCCUAGUCUCUGCCUCUGCCCGUGCACCCGCCUCCACCCCUGCCCGUGCCCCUGCCUCCGCCCCUGUCUCCAACGACAUCUUGUACGUAGAGGGCAGAGUCUAUUGUGACACAUGCCGCGUCCAAUUCGAGACCAAACUCACCGAGUACAUGGAAGCUGCGAGUGUGCGCUUGCAAUGCAGGAACAGAACAUCAGAUAAAAUUACCUAUACUUUCGAGGAACUGACGGACAGCAAUGGGAUUUAUCAUAUCCCGGUUGAGGGUGAUCACGAGGAGGAAAUAUGCGAGGUUAAACUGCUGAAAAGUUCGAGGGACGAUUGUUCAGAGAGAGCGACGAGAAGGCUGACUGGCAGAGUCCUCAUCACCAAGAAUGUUGGUGUGGCCACGCCUAUUCGUUAUGCCAAUUCUUUGGGGUUCAUGAAGAAGGAACCUCUUCCUGGGUGCACUCAAGAGCUUCAACGCAUGGGUUUCCUUCCUUUAGACUAAAAUGUAACUUCUUUAUAUAAGAAGCAUGCAAUCCUCAUAAUUCAAUAAAUAAAUGAAGUUACCUACAAUGUGGUUUUGUU